Molecule: messenger RNA, 3671 nt
Organism: Oncorhynchus nerka (sockeye salmon)
Lineage: Eukaryota; Metazoa; Chordata; Actinopteri; Salmoniformes; Salmonidae
Product: golgin subfamily A member 7B
Exons: 4
Coding region: 1-582 (193 amino acids)
Biological process (GO): peptidyl-L-cysteine S-palmitoylation; protein targeting to membrane
Cellular component (GO): palmitoyltransferase complex
Source: RefSeq, a predicted model, not a curated record
AUGUCUUUAUUUCUCUCCUCUCUCUGUAUCUCCCUCCUCGCUCUUCCUCACCCCUUUUUUUCUGACACCCCCCCUCUUCCAUAUCUCUCAUACUACUCUCUCUCUCUUCCUCCACAGUUCCAUAACCUUCAGGAGUUGAGGCAGAGUCCGUCUCUAGCCACCAAGGUGUUCAUCCAGAGAGACUACAGCGAAGGAACCGUCUGCCGAUUCCAGAUCAAGUUCCCCUCCGAGCUGGGCAGCAGGAUCGAGCGGACUCUGUUUGAGGACACAGUAAAGACAUUGAACACCUACUAUGCGGAGGCAGAGAAGGUCGGAGGCCAGUCCUACAUGGAGGGAUGUCUGGCGUGCGCUACAGCCUACUUCAUCUUCCUCUGUAUGGAGACACGCUAUGAAAAGGUAUUGAAGAAGAUCUCAGGGUAUAUCCAGGAACAGAAUGAGAAGAUCUACGCUCCCAGAGGUCUGCUACUGACCGAUCCUGUUGAGAGAGGCAUGAGAGUCAUCGAGGUGAGUGUGUUUGAAGACCGCGGUUCCAGCGGCUCUAGCCCCAGCAGCAAUGUGUCGUCUGGAAUCAGCCAGCGGUGACUGGAGGAACAGCACCAGGGAUAUGGGUACCAACAACACCACCACCACCACCACCACAGAGGCAGCGGAUCCCUCACCAACAUCCGCAUGCUGAAACAUGAGAGCACACGCUUCUGAAUAUAGAUGUAUAUGUAAUCAAUAUACUAUCUCUAGUUAUGAGUAUAGAUGUGUAUGUAAUCAAAAUACCAUCUAUUGUUCUGAGUAUAGAUGUAUAUGUGAUACAGGAAAUAGAUAUUGAAUGUAUAUACUAUCUAUAGUUCUGAGUCAGGAAGGAGAGAGAGAAAGGCCAGGAUUUGUAGGCUACUCUCAACAGGAAACUGAAGUACCAUGAGGCCAGGAGCUGACACAUGCAAUGAUAUAAUGUUCAAGCAGGCACACACCAAGUCAAACACUCUAAACACACAUCAUUGAAUAUCUAACAGAAUAUCUAAUAUCUAACAAUAUGCUUACACUCAUAUUUCUGCACACUUUCCCAACCUUCUACUCCUUUACCCAUGACCAUUCUACUUUUUCACCAUUCCCUGUGUUUCCAUGAGUUUAAUUAUGAUCAUUAUGCCAUAUCCAAUACAUCACUGUCAUCCUCAGUUGCGUUCAACAUUCAAUCAUGAGCAGCAAGAAACAAUUGUUAUCACUAGGAUUGACUAUUUUGAAGCAACAUUAUAACUACAGCAGUAGUAUAACUAUCACGUUGAAUGCUGGCAACUUACUGGUAAUCUUCUGGAAAAGACGCUUCAUUUCAGGCAGUGCGAGAACGAGGUCAGUGCAUUGUGAAUGCUUUCAGUGUGUUUGUGAAGGACUGCUAGUUAUUAUUGGUAAUAUUACAUGUAUCUGUCUGGGACUUCAAACUGAAACACCUUGGAUUAUUUAUCAAUGCUCAUUCAGAGCAUUGGGUGCUGAAGAUCAAUAUCACAGCUGAAGGUUACACUCACACACGCAGCCGCAUGUGCAAAACACACAGACUCAUACACUCAGGCGCAUAUGCAAACAUACACUCACGCACACACACAUGCACACACAGGCAAAUGCGCAAACACACACACACACCUGUGGCCACUGGCCUUGGGUUCCUGCAUACAAUAUCCUGGCAGCCACAUAUCCAUGUGGUCUCAGGUCACACACACACACACACACACACACACACACACACACACACACACAGGCACAUACUGUGCAUUAGGAAAGUAUUCAGAACUCUUGACUUUUUCCACAUUUUGUUACGUUACAGCCUUAUUCUAAAAUGUAUUAAAUAUUUUUUUCCCUCAUCAAUCUACACACAAUACCACAUAAUGACAAAGCAAAAACAGUUUUUUAGAAAUGUUAGCAAAUGAGAUUUGAAAUUGACCUCGGGUGCAUCCUGUUUCCAUUGAUCACCCUUGAGAUAUUUCUAAAACUUUAUUGGAGUCCACCUGUGGAAAAUUCAAUUGAUUGGACAUGAUGGAAAGGCACACACCUGUCUAUAUAAUGUCCCACAGUUGACAGUGCAUGUCAGAGCAAAAACAAAGCCAUGAGGUUGAAGGAAUUGUUCAUAGAGCUCCGAGACAGGAUUGUGUCGAGGCACAGAUCUGCAGAAGGGUACCAAAAAAUGUCUGCAGCAUUGAAGGUCCCCAAGAACACAGUGGCCUCCAUCAUUCUUAAAUGGAAGACGUUUGAAACCACCAAGACUCUUCCCAGAGCUGGCCGCCCUGCCAAACUGAGCAAUCAGGGGAGAAGGGUGGUGACCAAGAACCCUAUGGUCACUCUGACAGAACUCCAGAUUCCUCUGUGGAGAUGGGAGAAUCUUCCAGAAGGACAACCAUCUCUGCAGCACUCCACCCACUCUUCAGUAAAAGGCACAUGACAGCCCGCUUGGAAUUUGGCAAAAUGUACCUAAAGACUCUCGGACCUUGAGAAACAAGAUUAUCUGGUCUGAUGAAACCAAGACUGAACCCUUUGGCCUGAAUGCCAAGCGUCACGUCUGGAGGAAACCUGGCACCAUCCCUACGGUGAAGCAUGGUGGUGGCAGCAUCAUGCUGUUGGGAUGUUUUUCAGCGGCAGGAAAUUAGAGACUUGUCAGGAGCAAGGGCAUGAUGAACGGAGCAAAGAACACAGAGAUCGUUGACCUCAGACUGGGGGCGAAGGUUCACCUUUCAACAUGACAACGACCCUAAGCAGCCAAGACAACGCAGUACGGGCUUCGGGGCAAGUCUCUGAACAUCCUUGAGUGGCCCAGCCAGAGCCCGGACUUGAACCCAAUUGAACAUCUCUGAAGAGACCUGAAAAUAGCUGUGCAGCGACGCUCACCAUCCAACCUGACAGAGCUUUGGAGGCUCUGCAGAGAAGAAUGGGAUCAACUCCCCAAAGCUUGUAAACUCCCCAAGCUUGUAGCGUCAUACCUAAGAAGACUCUAGGCUGUAAUCGCUGCCAAAGAUGCUUCAACAAAGUUCUGAAUAAAGGGUCUGAAUAGUUAUGUAAAUGUGAUAUUUCAGAAUGAUUUUUUUAUAUAAAUUUGCAAAAAUGUAUAAAACCCUGCUUUUUUUGCUUUGUCAUCAUGGGGUUUGUGUGUAGAUUGAUGAGGGAAAAAACUAUUUAAUCCAUUUUAGAAUGAGGCUGAAAAAGUAUACUUUCCGAAUGCAUUGUACUCUCUCUUUCUCUCUCUCUCUCUCUCUCUCUCUCUCUCUCUCUCUCUCUCUCUCUCUCGCUCUCUCUCCUUCUCCCCUCCCUCCCUCUCUCCCACACACUCAGCCAAGCAGUGUUCUCUGUGGUCUCAGCUCAUUGGAAUCACAAGCAAACCUCCAUCCCUUUAAUAUAGCCAUGCUAGUCCCUGCCCUGGCCUGUAGCACUGCUAAACUGCCUGGCUAAUUGCAGAUUAUUCGUCGCUCCAAACGAGGCCUGUAUAAAGCUUAUUUAGACAGAUAUGGUUCACAGCGGAUUGACUCAGUGUAGUUUUAACACUACAGCUGGAUAACGACUGCUCUCUGGUUCUCUGGUCUCUCCGUAUAUGAAUGGGUGCUAAUAAUGAUGGCCCCUAGUAUGUAUGUUGGAUUAUUCUCCCCGCGCAUGCACUCUCACAUACACUCAUACAUGCACACACACACUUUCUCUCAAACACA